AUGAGCAAAUCUGACAGUGUCAUCCUGGAGACGGCUUCCGUCAGGUCGGCCUCCAGCACAGGCAAAUCCAACAAUGUCGACGUUUCCGUCGUUGAUCUCGAGUCGCUAAAGCCGGACUCCGACUCGCUCAAGAACAAUGUUUUCGAAAAGGAAGCCAACCUCGAUAGAGGCCUUAAACAGCGUCAUAUCCAGAUGUUGUCGUUGGUGGGUGUUUUCGGCACAGGUUUGUUCUUGUCGAGUGGAAAAACGCUAGCCUUGACAGGUAAUGUGGGAAUGUUGCUUUCCUACUUGUUCAUCGGGUUUCUUGUCGGUUUGAACCAAUUGGCCAUGAUCGAAUUAUCCUGUUUGAUGCCCGUGACAGGCUCCUACAUCAGACACGGCGACCACUUUGUGGAUUCCGCUUACUCCUUUGCAUUGGGCUGGAUCGGUGUGUACCAGCAUAUUCUUCCGAGUGAAAUUUCAGCUACUGCGGUGGUGAUGGGCUACUGGAGCGACUUGAACCCGGCCGUGUGGAUCACCGUUUUCAUUGUGGUGAUUCUCGCAUGCAACUCGUACAAAAUUCGGUUCUACGGUGAAGUCGAGUUCUUCUUUGGUGUGCUCAAGGUGCUUCUCAUUGCCGGUCUCAUCAUUCUUUCCAUUGUUUUGGACCUUGGUGGGGUCGCUGGCGUAGACAGAAUUGGCUUCCGUAACUGGAAGAAAACGCCAUUUGUUGAAUACUACACCGACGGAAACCUCGGCCAGUUCUUGUCCUGGUGGAAAGCUACCGGAUCCACCGUCUACGCUUUCGGUGGUAUCAACGCUAUUUCCUUCUAUGCUGGUGAAACUCAGAGCCCCAGACACUCCAUCUACACUGCCGGAAAGCGUAUUUUCUUCAGAGUGUUUGUGCUUUACAUCCUCACAGUCUUUGGUCUCACGCUUAUUCUUCCAGCAGACAAUCCAAAAAUUGCCAACACCACAGGCGACUCCACAGGCUCUCCUUUCGUCAUUGCCAUCCAAGACGCCGGCAUCAAGGGUCUCCCCAGUGUGAUCAAUGCCGUUGUGUUGACGUCAGCAUUUUCUGCAGCCAACAUGGGUUUGGUCCAGACCUCCAGAAACCUCUUUGCCUUAGCAUCCAAGGGUCAGGCACCCAAAUUCUUCCUCAAGACCAACAGAUUUGGAUUGCCCUAUUGGGGUGUGGCGGUCUCGGCUUCCUUCAUGCCCUUGGCCUACAUGAGUGUCAGCUCUAGUGCUUCUACGGUUUUUGGCUGGUUCCAGAACUUGACGAGUGCCAACCUUCUUUUGGUGUGGAUUGCCAUUGGCAUCAAUCAUUUGCACUUGAUGAGGGCCUUGAAGGUCCAGGGCUACAGCAGAGCAGAUUUGCCAUACAGAAUGCCCUUGGCCCAGUAUGCGGCGCCGUUCUCGUUGUUCUUCUUUGUCGUUCUUCUUUUGACAGGCGGCUACGAGAACUUCUUGAAUGACAAUUUCGACAUUUCCUCAUUCUUCAGUUCCUACUUUGUGAUUCCCCUUUUCACAUUUUUGUUCCUCUUCUGGAAGAUCCUCAAAAAGACCAAGUACAAGAAGCCUGAGGACGUGGACUUGAAGGUCUUGUUCAAGGAUAUCGAGGAGAACCCAGAGGACAUUCCUCCACCCAACCGCGGCUGGAGAAUCAUCAAAUACCUUUGGGAGUAA
This is a messenger RNA of Candidozyma duobushaemuli, 1668 nucleotides long. RefSeq lists its product as uncharacterized. The transcript has a single exon. The record is from RefSeq and is a predicted model, not a curated record. Bases 1 to 1668 code for a protein of 555 amino acids. NCBI's taxonomy places the organism in Eukaryota, Fungi, Ascomycota, Pichiomycetes, Serinales, Metschnikowiaceae. Gene Ontology annotation, molecular function: amino acid transmembrane transporter activity. Gene Ontology annotation, biological process: amino acid transmembrane transport. Gene Ontology annotation, cellular component: membrane.